UACUGAAACAGCAAGCAGCCGUUCCCCAGAGCAAAUCCUAGGGUAGUGAAGAAAGGGAGAAAGCCGCGCGCCCUGUAGGUAUUUUUCCUUCGCCGCAUCGAUUGUUGGCGAACUUGCAGCAUCUGUAUUAUUGUUUCUUAACUCGUUCCCCAUUUCAACUUCAUUCUGAAUCUGUAUGCAGUUCCAUUGAAAGUGCCAGUAUUCAUUUGAUUUCCACUUGUUUGGUUCGUUUUGCGAUGAGUGCCUUCGGCUCCCGUUCUAAAUUGAGUGUCUUUGUUAUUUUGCUCCGUAUUGUUGCAGGUGAGACGCCAUGAAGCAUAACAAUGUUAUCCCUAAUGGUCACUUCAAGAAGCACUGGCAGAACUAUGUCAAGACAUGGUUCAAUCAGCCGGCGAGGAAGACCCGCAGACGCGCUGCUCGUCAGGAGAAGGCAGUGAAGAUCUUCCCUAGGCCUACUGCUGGACCUCUUCGGCCAAUUGUCCAUGGGCAGACAUUGAAGUACAACAUGAAGUUGAAGGCUGGAAGAGGGUUCACUCUCGAGGAGCUCAAGGCUGCUGGGAUCCCGAAGAAGCUAGCACCAACCAUUGGAAUUGCUGUUGAUCACCGCAGGAAGAACAGGUCCCUUGAGGGUAUGCAGGUCAAUGUUCAGAGGCUGAAGACUUACAAGGCCAAGUUGGUUGUCUUCCCAAGGCGUCCUGGCAAAGCCAAGGCUGGCGAUUCUGCUCCUGAGGAAAUGGCUACUGCUUCUCAAGUCCAGGGAGAGUUCAUGCCGAUUGCACGCGAGACUCCAUCGGUUGAGCUUGUGAAGAUUACUGGUGACAUGAAGUCAUUCAAGGCCUAUGACAAGCUCAGACUCGAGCGGACCAACCAGCGUCACUAUGGUGUUAGACUGAAGAAGGCUGAGGAGGCUGCCAAGGAAGAGAAAAAGUAGAAAAGAGAAUAGUAGUAUGAAUCCCGUUUUGGUAUUGCAUUUUAGCUGCCAGUUUUUCGAGAUAGAGACUUUGUUAUGGAUUCUGUUUUGCAAAGCUGAUCAAUCUGUUUUUGUUUGCCAUACAUUGUCGUUGGAUUGGCGAGAAGAUUUUCUUAUGUGGGAUUGGAUGUUUUGUUUCUGUGUUAUGUAUUUUGCUUUUAAAAGCCUUUCGAGAAUGGAGGUUAUAUUUUGGUUUUGGAGGUUGUUUCAGUAAAAAGGCCGGAGUAUGGUAUAGCUCUUGUUUAGGAGUUAUUUGAUUGUGUUGUUGGGUUCGUUGUUUAUUAUGUAGAUAGUAUGUGAAGCUUUUCUUAAUUGUUCGCAUCACUUCCUGGAAAGUGGUUCUUGUUUUAGCUUCCGUUUGCCUUGUUCUGGACAAGUAUCUAGUAGCUGCGUUUUCUGUCAUUGUAAAUUCACGUCACUAGCAUUCUACUCCAUCAAAAGAAUAGGGGUUGAGCUAGGGCUUCCGAAUUGGGCUUUGUUUACCGGAUUGUGGCCGUUUCUCACUCUUUUUUCAACUGGCCAAUUCAUUAGGUGCCUCCCUUGGCUUUAGCUAAUCAGACCACACCUUUUGGGCUUGUGGUUUACUGUUUCCUUAUAUAGGUUUGCAAUAUGUAGAUGUGCACGGGGACAAUUGAAUUGUAAUUUGGGCUAUGAUUGGGUGUAUAACCUUUAGGUUUGAUAUGCACCAUUUUAUAACUAGAUCUUGAUCUUUAGAUUUGAGUGGCCUCAGAAAAAUUUAUAUAUAAGGCGGACUCCAAUGAAGUUCUUCAAUUUGG
Molecule: messenger RNA, 1746 nt
Organism: Linum trigynum
Lineage: Eukaryota; Viridiplantae; Streptophyta; Magnoliopsida; Malpighiales; Linaceae
Source: the annotation of a GenBank genome assembly